CCACCAAGCUAGCUAAAGAGCUAACAAGCCUCUGACAGCGACCGCAGGUGUACCCAACAUCCAUCGACUGCUAGAAGAUACACGCUCAGUUCUCACGUUUUUCUUCUUAAACUUGCUACGUUUUAGCCUCAACAUGUUCGAAGAAGCGAGCGAAGUGUUUGAGAACAUGUUUAAAUCUUCAUUUCCUUUAACAUUCAUUGUGUUUUUGCCGGCUGUGCUUAUUUUGGUCUCGCCACUUCCAGCCGAAGCGGCACAUGAAUUCACGGUGUACCGCAUGCAACAGUACGACCUACAGGGACAGCCCUAUGGCACCAGAAACGCGAUUUUAAAUACCGAGGCUCGCACCGUGGAAGCAGAGGUGCUGAGUCGCCGCUGCGUGCUCCUCCGACUAGCAGAUUUCUCAUAUGAGAAGUACCAGAAAGCUCUUCGACAGUCUGCCGGAGCUGUCGUCAUUAUUCUGCCAAAAAAUAUGUCCACCAUGCCGCAGGACGUUUUGCAGCAGUUCAUGGAGAUGGAGCCAGAGCUCCUUGCCACUGAAACUAUUGUUCCAGUGUACUUUGCACUGGAAGAUGAUGAGCUGCUGUCCAUAUACAAGCAGACCCAGAUCUCGUCAUCAUCACAAAUAUCUUCAUCAGCAGCUGAGGUGCUGCUGCACACAGCAACUGCCAAUGGUUUUCAGAUGGUCACCAGCGGCGCACAGAGCAAGGCAGUGAGCGACUGGGCCAUCACCAGCCUAGAGGGAAGACUGGCUGGAGUUGGAGGAGAGGACCUGCCAACCAUCGUCCUGGUGGCUCACUAUGACUCCUUUGGAGUGGCACCUUGGCUGUCCUAUGGCGCUGAUUCUAAUGGCAGCGGGGUGUCCGUUCUGCUGGAGUUGGCCCGUCUCUUCUCCCGACUGUACACCUAUAAGAGGACGCAUGCCGGGUACAACUUGUUGUUCUUUGUGUCCGGAGGUGGAAAGUUCAAUUACCAAGGCACCAAGCGUUGGCUGGAAGAUAAUUUGGACCAUACAGACUCCAGCCUGCUGCAGGACAAUGUAGCGUUCGUUCUGUGCUUGGACACUCUGGGCAAUGGGGACAGCCUUCACCUUCAUGUGUCCAAACCUCCCAAAGAGGGCAGCCCACAGUACACCCUGCUGAGAGAACUGGAGACUGUGGCCGCCAGCCAGUACCCUGACGUGAAGUUCUCCAUGGUCCACAAGAAGAUCAACCUGGCCGACGACACUCUGGCCUGGGAGCACGAGCGCUUCGGGAUCCGCCGUCUCCCGGCAUUCACGCUGUCGCACCUGGAGAGCCACCGGCACGCCCUGCGAAGCAGCAUCAUGGACAUGCGGUCAGUGUCCCCCUCUCAGGAUGGGGCGGGAGAGGUGACAGCUGGGCCUCAUGUGGACUUAAAAAAGCUCAGUCGCAACACUAAGCUGAUUGCAGAGGCUCUGGCCAGAGUUGUCUACAACCUGACAGAGAAGGGUGCGCCAGGAGACCUCCAGAUCUUCACAGAGCAAAUGCAGGUGCAGGAGGAGCAGCUAUCCUCAGUGGUGGACUGGCUGACGGCCCAGCCCCGGGCUGCCCAGCUGGUAGAUAAGGACAGCAGCCUAGUCAGUACACUGGAGUACUAUCUGGCCCGCUAUCUGAAGGAUGUAAAGCGGCACUACGUCAAAGCUGACAAGAGAGAUCCAGAGUUUGUAUUUUAUGACCAGCUCAAGCAGACGAUGAACGCGUACAGGGUAAAGCCAGCCAUCUUCGAUCUCCUGUUGGCUGUUUGCAUUGCUGCCUACCUUGGAGUCAUGUAUUUAGCUGUGCAGAACUUUGGCCUUCUCUACAACAUUCUGCGCCGGGUCACCCAACCCAAGGCCGCAAAGCAGCAUUAAGAACCUCAGCUCAGGAUCGACUCUGUUCUCUUUUCACUGAAACAGGAACCCAGACCCACAGUCCUGUUUGUUUCUGAAAUGAAUGAGCUCUACAGCUGGUCCACAUGGACUUCCAACCCAAGAGCGGCCAUGUUUACUUAAAACUCACUAAUACCCCCCCCCCCCCUACUAAAAGUGUGUUUUGAAGAGUUUGACCUUAAACGACCCCCUCAUUCAGGUCAGGAUCAGCUUCAGCGUCUUCCUCUCUACUGCCAUGUUUGUUUUUGACAUUUUCUCUCUUCUUUCCCCAACCAAGUGUCAAAGGGUGGCAUUCUCAGGCAGCUAAGAUGAGCUUUCACUGUGUAGAACUUAACUGGGACCUGAACUACCGAGAUGAAAUCUCUGAUAGCCUGCCAUUCUUGUCUGUGCUGUUAAAAUGUGCAGUUGUGUGUGAUUAUUAUUAUUUUUUUCUGUUUUCUUUUCCUGCAUCAGUUGUUCAUCAGAUAUUUUUAGAACCUGACCUUGAAGUGGAAAUACUCUUCAGUCGUUACAGCUAUUUAACUAAAACUUCCAUUUUGAGGUCAUGUCCUGUUCCGAGAUGUCUUGCUGUGAAAAUUGCUCUGAAGUGAUGGGAGAUGAUGAUGAUGAUCAUACAUUUACGCAUUUUUUAAAAUUUAGAGAUGAAGAUGUCUUAUCUUGAGCCAGACCUCACAGGUGAUUCUGAAAUGUAUGCAAUGUUCUAAUAAGAUAUGUACUUUCUACUUGAAAGCAGUGGCAAGAAAUUGUUUGAUUUCCUGCAUGCCUAUGGUUUCGUAAAAAAUAAACAUUCAUGUAGUGAAA
Molecule: messenger RNA, 2686 nt
Organism: Alosa sapidissima (American shad)
Lineage: Eukaryota; Metazoa; Chordata; Actinopteri; Clupeiformes; Clupeidae
Gene: ncln
Product: nicalin
Exons: 15
Coding region: 134-1867 (577 amino acids)
Biological process (GO): regulation of signal transduction
Cellular component (GO): endoplasmic reticulum membrane
Source: RefSeq, a predicted model, not a curated record